CGUUUUUCUCUCCGUUGUCAGGUUAUUUUGUUUACUACCCAAAGCGCUUGAGUGACUUUGAUUGACCAAAACACGUGUUGUAGAGAAAGUUGGAGCACAGGUACAUUGUAUAAGAGUGAGCGACAAAAUGAGGAGUAAGAAAAAGAGGAGACUAACUGUAACUCAGAAGAGAACAAGUCCAGCUGCAAAAGUGGCAGAGGUUAUUACCAAGAAAUAUAAAAGCAGAUAUCUUAAAUCACCCUCAAAAGGACAAAGAGUGCGGAGAGCGCUAUAUGAUGUCAAGACAAAGAAGGUAACUGUUAAAGAAUCUGCUAAAGAACACAAUAUAUCUUAUGGGUUUCUGAGCCGAAGACUUUCUGGAGAGGUUAACAUAGAUAGCAGAAAUGGACCACCACCCGUAUUUACUGCAGAUGAGGAAGAAGCUAUGGCAAAGUGGCUUAGUGAAAUGGCUGAAAGAGGCUUUGGCUUGAAACCUGGGGAAUUUUUAGAUUUUGUGGAAAGCGUGGUGAAAAGAGAAAAUAGAAAGACACCGUUCAAAAAUAAUAGGCCCAGCUAUGAUUGGUAUUAUAAGUUUUUAUCUAGAAAUUCUCAUUUGAUAAAACCUAGAAAAGAAACCCCACUCGAAACAUGCAGAGCAAAGUUAUCAAAGGAGAAAACAGACAAGUGGUAUUCCAAAUUUAAGUCUUUCCUUAUUGAGAAAGAACUUGUAGACAAACCGGGACAAAUAUGGAAUGCAGACGAGACAGGUUUUAGUGUUGGCAGUGUAGCUGGUAAAGUAAUUGGCCCAGCAAAGAAAGGCCAAGUCCCACAUCUCUCGGGUGGACACAGCAAACAGAGAUUUACUGUAAUGUUCUGUGGAGCAGCUGAUGGCCGAAUGAUACCACCCUUCAUUGUUUUCCCAGAACCCAAACCAAAAGGGUAUAAUCCUUUGUCAGCAGGUCUUGAAGGAGGUGCAGCUGCAUAUACCAAAAAAGGAUGGAUGGAUUCUGUUACUUUCAAAGUUUUUCUUGAACAUUUCAACACUUUUGCUGGCAGUGAGCGACCUAUAGUGCUUCUAUUUGACAGUGUCAGUAGCCACAUUGAUAUGAAAACAUUUGAAUUUGCCAAACAGAAGGGAAUAGAAUUGUAUCGUCUUUUGCCAAAUGCAACUCACGUUAUGCAACCCCUUGACGUAGGUGUGUUUGGACCUCUAAAAACACGAUGACACCAAGUUGUAAGAAAACACACUCGUGAAAAUCCAGGGACUCCUAUAGGAAAAGAUAACUUUGCUGAGAAACUGAAAGAAGCGUUUCUACUUUUCUACAAACCCUUAACUGUGAUAAACAGCUUUAGAUCUUCUGGAAUUUACCCUGUUGAUGGAAAUAUCAUUACAGUAGACCAGUUAAAAAGUGGAUUGACAUUUAAAAGUAUGUUAACUGAUGACUCUUCACCAACAACCAGUGGGGGAACGUCUUCAACACAAGAACAAAUCUCAGGAACAAAGGACAUAAAUGAAGAAGAAAAGAUGAAAAUUGCUUUUGAGGCCUUUCAGAGUGUUUUAACCACACCAGUUCGAGACAAGUAUGAAGAAAGGCUUAGAGAGGGAUAUGAUGUAGAGGGGAAAUCACCAGGCUUUGAUGCCUAUCGAAAAUUGCACAAGAAAUCCCGUCCAUCUGCUUCCAAAAUUAGAGAUUUGCAGUCUAACAUGGAGGUGCCAUCAGGACUGGAUUUACUUGCCUCUGUAGCAGCCGUCAGUGACAAUCAGAUUUUAAACACAGAAGAGUGCAGCACAAGUACCAGUGAAAGCACUAGUAUAUCUCCAGUGUUGAAAGGCAUGUUAACAUUUCCUCAUGCUGAUGAAUCCAAAAAAAGAAAAAGAAUUUCUAUUCAGUCCACCUUGCCAGACAAUUUAACUUCCCCCGAGUCCUUACGACUGAUGGCUUUGAAAGAUCUGGAAAAAAUCAGAGCAUUUGCAGAAAAAGAAAGAAAAGCAAAAGUCAUAUUCAUGAAGAAAUUAUUACCUAUAGGUAGCAGUAAGGCAUCAAAUCAAAGGAAACAAAGAACAAGUCAAGUAACAAGUAAAUCUUCAACAAAGAAAGCAGAGAAAACAGAUGAGAAAAUCUUUUGCAUAGGAUGUCACAUGUCUUGGGAUGAGGAUCAAGAAAUAGCAGCAGGAACCCUCUGGGUUCAGUGCGAUCAGUGCCAGAACUGGCUGCAUUCUGACUGUUGUGGCUCUGAUAUUGGAGAUAUCGAUUCUGAUCCUUUCUUCUGCCCUGAAUGUAUCUAGUAAAUCAUGCUAAGACUUGAGUGUAUGUUUUUUAUUUAUGUGUGUCAUUUAUACAUGUAUAUAGUUGAAAGAUCAUUAUUUGAUAUGAAAAGUGUAAGGUAAUUAAUACGGUAAAUUAAGACCUUUGUUUGUUUGUUUUUUACAGAGGCCGACUCCCAAAGAAAGGUCAAAAGUUGUUGAUUCCUUACGUGAUGUGUCAAGUGUUACAGUACGAAAACAUUUUUUAUUAGAGAACUGUGUAAUUAAGGGAUAUCACAAGUUCCAAAUUAGACCACCUGAUACAGAUCCCCAUACAAUGCUCCCGGUGGACAGAGAGUACACAAACACUCAUGAUCCUAACGUAUGCCUCAUUUGGAUUCCACCACUGGACACUUUUAGUCGGGAAAUUCAUGAGACUGUUACCGAUGCUAAAAGAGGUCUAUUACUUCAAGAUGUAGCUGGUCUUCCGAUAGGUCAUAUUCCUUUGGGUUUGUCCAGUUCCUUCCGAAAAAUUCUUGACGAGAAAGGAGAUAUAUUUGCUGAGGCAACUGGAGAUCCUACUCCUAGCUUUCCACCAUGGCCAGCUCCUACAGAUUGUGGCGGAGGGACUGUGAUACCGUGCAAUUACCACAUUUAUCAUAUUCACAAAGACUUUGUCAUGAAUUUGUUGAGACAGGCACUAAUUAAUAUGCCAGAGGGGGAGUUCAUAAGAUUACAAUUAGUUUAACUUGCAUGGUCCUACAUUUUGCAUGGUGCUAUAUUGGUGCAGUUAGGGAAAUUUCCCUUUCCUUAUAUCAAGACACUAUUUUUUUGCAAUUUUCUCCUUUUUUGAAAAGGAUUUAUAUAAGUGAUAAGUGUGGUGAAAUAAAGGUACGUGUUGUACAUGAUAUUACAACAUGUAUUUCAUUAUAUAGUUCUACUACUUAGUUUUUGAAUCUAAUUAGUUUUUGUAUUUAAUAUUUUUAUUAUUAUUUUUUUUUUUCAUUUUGCCAAGAUGUGCCAAAUAUUUUUCCCCCUUUGUUUGUAUGUUUUACAUUUUUUAAAAGUCAAGAUAGGACAUUUUUAUACCUGCCUAUUUUAUUUUGUUUUCAAUUUUGUUAAUAAAAAAGUUCAAACUGUGUCUCUAUUCUUGUUAUGAUAUUCUGAUCAAUAUACUGUCUUGUCUUAUCGUUUAUAAUGAUUUUUGAGACCAACCCCCUUAUUGAAAUGACGAUUACCGGAACUACUUGAAAAAUACGAAACUACUUGAAAUUUGUGAAAUUUAUUUUCGGAAAUUUGGCUAUGUAUUUCAUCGUUUCCAACAAAAUCUUUUGGUGUGUUUAGCAAGUGAUUGGAGGAGUAUUUGAUUCAUCUUAGAGCUGAGAGAUAAGUACAUCCAAACGAAAGUAAUCGAAUUUCCCCCCCGAAGAAUCCGGAACUGCUUGAAUCACUGUACCAGAACUGUGACAGUAUUGAAGGAGACUGUUCACUAAUCUCAGACAAAACAAACGAAAAAUUGACCAGUGAAGACCAUUGAUACCUACCGCAAUGUCACGGUCCGUUUUCAAUGUACUUUUGUUUUACCUUCCAAGAAAAUGCGAAGCGAAACUCCUCUUGUCCUUUUCCGUCAAAUUUUCACAUUACGAAAGCCUAGUGAGGUCAUAGUAAAAGUCGAAAUAACGAGAGGGCUUUCGCAGAUGGGCACAGGUUGUUCAAGAACCCAACCACAGCCAUAGACUUCUGGCGUGCGUUUAGAAGGAAUAUUGACACAAUGAUGAAACAGACACCAGACAGAUGGGUUGCCCUUGAACUGAGAAUGAAAAAGAAAGUUGAAGCUUGCAAUAAAGAAGAUUAAGAAACAGAAA
Molecule: messenger RNA, 4089 nt
Organism: Ostrea edulis (European flat oyster)
Lineage: Eukaryota; Metazoa; Mollusca; Bivalvia; Ostreida; Ostreidae
Product: jerky protein homolog-like
Exons: 4
Coding region: 128-1204 (358 amino acids)
Cellular component (GO): nucleus
Molecular function (GO): DNA binding
Source: RefSeq, a predicted model, not a curated record